AUGGACACUGACCAAAGUCAUACUCAAUUUCAAUUUGAAUUAGAGGGGCUACAACGUUUGCUCAUUCUAUCAGACCCAGAAUUUGAGAACAACCUAUUCACCAACACACCAUCCGACUCACCAUCCACCAUAUCAACCAACCCAAUUUCGACUUCCACUCUCCCACAAUUCACCCCACCUGUUGACACACCAACCAACAUAUCCCAAAGUCCCGGCACAAUGGACACAACCACAACCUCCACCCAGAUCCAGCCUACAAGUACCCCAAUCCAGUCCCCAAAUGCCAUCCCAACCUCAGCCCAAACCACCUCCACCCUAACAUUGCCAGCCGACAUGGGCCAACCCAGCAAUAUCCCAACCACAUCCCAACCAAUCAUACCACAAACCCCCCUAACACACCAAAUCACCACCACCACACCUCAACCACCUAUCACUCCCAAUAACACAACCACCAUGUUCAAUAAACUUGUUGAACUCCAUCACCACAAGAAUGACCAUCAACGACAGUUGACCAUUCUCAACAAACACAUCACAAACCACACCGCACCGGCUGGCCUCAACAUCAGCAUUCAACCCUGGGUCCAACUGUCACCAAAGCUCAAGGAAGCAUGGGACACUGGCAUCCAGAACUGCAUGUCCCACCUCACAGACAUCCUGCACCAACACCACUCAGAGGAAUCAUCCAAAAUUGAUGGGCAAAUCUCAUCACUUUCCACAAAACUAAAUGACAAUCUCCCACAGGAGUUGUCUAGCACUAUCAUCCAUAUCGCAAGCACUCACAGACCACCAUCCAAACGCAAAACAACACCUAAGUCAAACACCAAACAUCAACCAAAGCGCCCCAAAUCCACAGCAACCACUUCACAUCCCGCGAAACCUGAAAACAAGCAGGUCUCUCAGAAAUGGCCACAUCACCAACAACACAGGGAACCAUUACCUCCCACCUCCAAACCACCAUUACGAGUACCACCUCCACCCAGCAACACUACACCACUACACCCGCCAAUGAUCACAAUACCAGCUCUAACCAGCAUCAUGCAUUCCUCCAUCAAGCAACGACUGAUGGGGAAACAAACACAGUUCCCCACCAUAUACAACAU
Molecule: messenger RNA, 1100 nt
Organism: Paramuricea clavata
Lineage: Eukaryota; Metazoa; Cnidaria; Anthozoa; Malacalcyonacea; Plexauridae
Source: the annotation of a GenBank genome assembly